Messenger RNA from Didymodactylos carnosus, 1611 nucleotides. NCBI's taxonomy places the organism in Eukaryota, Metazoa, Rotifera, Eurotatoria, Philodinida, Philodinidae. The record is from the annotation of a GenBank genome assembly.
AUGCUUUAUAUGACCACAAGUCGAGAUAGUACUAAUGAUUUACCAUCUCCUCAGCCUCGAACACCUUAUAUUUUAUCAAUAGAUAUUGGUACAACAUCAAUAAGAGCCUUUUUAUUUUCACAAAAAUUCGAUAUUAUUAGUUCAAGUCAAAAAGAACAACAUCUAUUAACACCUGAACCACAUGGUUAUGAAUUUGAUCCUGACAAAUUUUGGCAAUCAUUCUUAGAUGUUGUAAAUGAAACAAUUGAACGUUCAUCAUUGAAAAUAAAUGAUAUAUCAUGUUUGGGUAUAUCAACAUUACGCAAUUCUGUUAUAUUAUGGGAUAAGGAAACAGGUGAAACAUAUUCAAAUAUUAUACUAUGGAAUGAUUCCCGAUCUAGUCAAUUGGCAACUUCGUCAAAUAAUUCAUUUACGUGGAAAACUGUCAGAACAUUUUCAAAAUUAGCCUAUCCUGUAUUUCAAACAGCACGUUUAGCAACAAUAAGCCAUUUAGAAUUUCGUACACAAAUGAUUGCAUUCAAAUUAUUGUGGUUAUUUGAACAAAAUCCAUCAUUAAAAAAACGUUCAAAUGAAAAUAAAUUAUUAUUUGGUUGUAUUGAAACAUGGCUACUAUGGAAAUUAACAAAAGGACAAAUACAUGUGACAGAACCGUCAUGUGCAUCAUCAACCGGACUGUAUGAUCCAUUUCAACAAAAAUGGUCAACGUUAUUAUGUAAAAGUUUAGGAAUAAAUAUGGCAUUAUUACCAAAUAUUAAACCAACUUAUGGUGAAUUUGGAAUUUGUGAUACAACGAUAUUUGGUUCUCCUAUUCCAAUUACGGCUGUUAUUGGGGAUGUUCAAGCAUCAAUGUUUGGUCAAUGUGUGACAGAACCUGGUGAAUGUUUAUUAACACUAGGAACAGGUGCAUUCAUUAAUAUUUUAACUGGUGCUGUUACAGCGUGUAGUGAUGGCAUUUAUCCAUUGGUAGCUCACACAAAUUUACAUAAUUCAACUGAACAAGUUCAUUUUUUGCAUGCUAUACAUUCUGGUUGUGCAAAUGUUCUAAAUUGGGCACGUUCUGCUAAAUUUUUCGAUGAUUACAAUGAUUUAAAAAACAUAGAACCAAAAAUAUCUACUUGUUUUUUUUUGCCUGCAUUUGGUGGACUUGGUUUGCCUCAUCAUGAUCCAUAUUCAGCAUCGGGAUUUCUCGGUAUUGAUUCAUCAACAACUCAAGCAGACUUAAUCCGAUCGAUAUUAGAAUCAUUAGCAUUUGUCAUCUAUGAAUUAUUUGCAUUAGUUAGACAUGAUUAUAUAAAAUACAGUGGAAAUAAUCAUUUGAAACGAUUAAGAGUGGCUGGUGGUGUAAGUCAUUCAGAUUUUAUCGUACAAACAAUAUGUAAUUUAUCUAAUAUGGAAAUAGAACGUUGUCAUGCAUUUGAUUAUGCUAGUGGAAUUGGAGCUGGAUUUUUAGCUGCAUACGGUUUUGGUAUUAUUGAUCAGUAUGAAGAUUUUGAAAAUAUAAUUCAAGUUGAAAAAGUAUUUAAACCAGUUAAAUGUGAUAUUGCAGAGAAAAAUUAUGAAUUGUGGAAAAAAAUUAUACCUCGAUUUGGAAAAUGGUAUGAGUUUAAUUAA